This is a messenger RNA of Papaver somniferum (opium poppy), 1281 nucleotides long. RefSeq names its product protein arv1 homolog. Lineage: Eukaryota; Viridiplantae; Streptophyta; Magnoliopsida; Ranunculales; Papaveraceae. Gene Ontology annotation, biological process: intracellular sterol transport; sphingolipid metabolic process; sterol metabolic process. The transcript has 10 exons. The record is from RefSeq and is a predicted model, not a curated record. Gene Ontology annotation, cellular component: Golgi apparatus; cortical endoplasmic reticulum. The coding region runs from base 145 to 852 and encodes 235 amino acids.
CCCAUCAAUCAGAACAAAUCUAGGGCAUGUUUUUGCUUUCCACACUCAAAUUAAUUCACUAGAACAAGGAGAGGAGGGGUUUCCAGUUUCUACAUCCGUGUUCUCAUAUAUCCAUCUAGUAGAUAUUUCAAUCGGAUUUGGAGAAUGGAGGAGGAGAAAGAUGAGUCUGGGAGGAUGAAUUUCAGAUGCAUUCAUUGUGGUUGUAAGAUUAAAUUGUUGUUUAUUCAAUACUCACCUGGAAAUAUUCGGUUGAUGAAAUGUGGGAAUUGCAAAGUAGUCGCUGACGAAUACAUCGAAUGUGAGAUCAUGAUUCUACUCAUUGAUUUGGUCAUGCACAAAACCAAAGCUUAUAGGCACUUGCUGCUUAAUGCACCAACUCUUCACCCUGUUGAUUUCAAGGGUGUAUUGUGGAAGUCAGCCAUCCUUUAUCUUCUUCUCGAUGGAUACAGGAAUUUUCUUUUGAAGGAAGAUUCGAGUCUGUCUUUGAACUCUAUUUCAUCUUCUUUGAUAUGUGUAAAGAUGCUGAUAGAUGUCCUCCUAGUAAACUUUGUCUUCUUUUAUGUUCUAUUUCUUGUGGAUACAAGGAUUCUUCAAACUGCAUCUGCUGGAGCCACCAGGUACAUAGACAUAUCUCUGGCUAUCUUCAUUUCUAGCUACAUGAGGAUCUUUCUCGCAGCCAUGAUGGUUUGGGACUUCCCUUCGUCUGUGGUUUAUAUCAUUGAUAUGUUUGUCUUAUCCUCAAAUGCUGUGGCUUUAAAAGUUGUGACCGAAUCGAGAAUGAGCAGAUGUAUAUGGCUAUGUUGUAGCGCUCAUGCUGUGAAGUUCUUGGCCAGCUUUAUGAUGGGUGGAUGACCGGUAUUUCUUCUUCAUCUAUCUAACAUGGCAAAGAAAAUCCCUUUCACAAGUAUUCUAGGCAUUUGCAUUUAGUGCAUUAUUGCUUCUUCUAAGGGGAAGAUCAUAAGGGAAGCAUUGCAGCAUCUAAAUGUCAGCAUUGUUUGGAUUUCCCUUUAUCUCUAGAAAAGGAAAUAGAUCAGCUGAAUGCAGGAGCAACAACAAUAGACGGAAACAAUGCCUAAUUUCAUUUCUUCAAGUUUAAAAUUAUGUCUUUUAAUUGUUUUCAUUUGUUCAAUCUUUAGUUAACUCUGUAAGAGAGGUUGAAGAAAUCAGCUUUCACAUGAUGAAAGAAUACUGUCUUUUGAUUGUCUUCAACUUUGUCACAUCUCAAUCUCCUGUAAUAUCCUUACAAGUUACAAUCUAAAAUACUGUUGUGGAUUAUCUUUA